UUUUUGACACUUGUAUCCGUGGAUUGACAGCUGAUCAAAGAUCUUACUAAUGUGCAGUAUCUGCCAAGUCCCCCCGACAGCCCGGCACAUGAAGCGUCUUCGCGCGCCCACCGAGGCCGGGACGGGCCUUGGACCCCGGUCUCAGAGAGAAUACUGCUCAAGUAUGCGUCGCCCGUCCGCUUCUCCGAGUCCAGCUACCCAAAGAUUGCUGCUCAGAAAAGACCAAGCCCUUUCUGUCGGAAAUCGUGAUUUGGUUGUGAUACCAAGAAGUUUGCCUGGCUUCUUACAGCCAAGACGGUUCGCACAGCCGCCCAGCUGCUACCCCAAUAUUAGUCGACGAGAUAUGAUUGGCUCCGCGGUUCGGUCAUUGUUCUGCUUCAAUACUUGGCACUGGGCUUCAAAUACUGGAGUGAUCCUGAGAGCCAUGACCCGCUCACCCUGGUUUCGGUUGCCUCGUCUUGUGGAGCCCGUCGACUUUGGCCGCUUGUUCUUCUUCUUUUCCGCGCAGGGCGUGCAUACAUUAAAGAGGCGCCAGUCGUUUCUGUUUCUUUAUCGUCAAUUCCUUCCCCCAGCUCCCUUUCUUUCUUCUCUGUCUCCGCCUUUUCCUUCUUCAUCCACUCAACAUGGAGAGCGAAUCCAAAGUCAGUUCUCUGGUCCGCCGGAUCCACGGAUGGUCGUGGCAAGCGUUCCCCAUUGGUAUGGGCACCGGUGCCGUCUACGUGACGCUCUCCGGCCUCGAGGCACAGACACCCGCGCUAGUGACUAUCCAAGUGAUCUUCUACUUCCUCAAUAUGGCCCUCUUCCUGCUCAACACGAGUACCCUGCUCGUGCAAGCUAUCGUCUUCCCUAGGCAGGCAUGGAGGCUUCUGCAGGACCCCGUCAAAGGCAUCUUCGUCCCCCUCGUCGUCCUAUCGUUCGCCACCAUCAUCAUCGGAACGAUCAAUUACGCGGUGCCGUCCAAACACGUCGGCCCGGAGCUGAUCUAUGCGCUGUUCUGGGUGUACACGGUGUUCGCGCUGCUGACCUGCUUCCCGAUGAUGAUGAUCUGGUUCAACAAGCCGCAUGAUCUGAACCACUUCACACCUGCCUAUGCGUUCUUGGUAUUUCCUCUGAUGCUGGUCGGCGUGGUUUCGUUCAACCUUCUGAACGUGAUGUCAAACGACGAUCCCCGAGCUCUUGGCGUCCUGUUUGUCGGCUAUUUCUUCCAGGGUCUCGGGUUCUUCAUGACCUUCAUCUACAUCUGCAUCUAUGUCAUCCGCGUUAUGACUACGGGAUUCCUCGAUGGUCAUCAGGCAAACGGUGCAUUCGUUGCCUGCGGUCCCCCUGGCUUCACUGCCCUGGCCCUGGUCAACCUCGGGCGCCACGCCAAGGACCUAUUGCCCAAGUUUAAUCUCGUGUCGCCGCAAGCGGGCGAGAUCUGGUAUGCCGUCAGCAUCAUGUCGGCGCUGAUGCUGUACGGGCUCGCGGUGUUCUUUUUUGUGUUUGGUGUCCUGCCGUACUGGUUCAAAGUGCACAAACACCUGAACGAGAUUCUUGGAUGCUGGGCGCUGACCUUCCCCAACGUCGGGUGGAUCAGCACCACGAAAACACUCGGCAAAUUGCUAAAUGUCCCUGGGCUGGUGUCGCUGCAUGUAUUUUUGUCGGUCGUGAUCGUGAUCACUUGGCUGGUGCUCAUCGUCCUCACCGCGAUGGCAUUCUGGAAGGGGCUCAUCUUCUACUCCAAGCCGGAGGACGUGCUCAGGGACUCGGUCACCGAGGCCGAGGAGAAGGAGAUCGAGAAGCACGCGUCGAGGUCGUCGUUCGCGAUCGACCAUGAGCAGCAGUACCCCCAUCAGUACCACCCGUACAACCACGUCUGAGCGACGGGAUACACCCGUGACGGACACACCCAAACUUGUACUUUGUUUUCUCCCCCUUGUAGAUUGGUGGAUUUGUGUGCAUCGCAACCUAGAGUUUUGCACAAGGACAAUCAUACAGACAUUCCUUACCAUCGUUUAGUACCGCGGCCACUUACGCAUAUAGUAGUAGUACUCACUCGUACUUUAUUUCUCCCUCAUUUCUUGUGGAUCG
Messenger RNA from Mycena citricolor, 2070 nucleotides. The record is from the annotation of a GenBank genome assembly. NCBI's taxonomy places the organism in Eukaryota, Fungi, Basidiomycota, Agaricomycetes, Agaricales, Mycenaceae.